GGAAACUAAACAGCUAUUUUUGUUUAGUUGCCCGUUGGAAGUCGUAGCGCUCGCAUCACCAACCUAUUUACAAAAUUCUCUUGGCCGCCUUGAUAACAUAAAAGACCCUCCGAUUUUUUUUAAGGUUUGGAAAAGGCGUUUAUAAUCGUUUGCUCGAAAAAUGGCAGCAAGUGCAAAUAUACUUGGCGAUGAACAUGUUGCCGUACAAAAAUUACAACCACAGGCUAAGAUUUAUGAGCGCCUGUUAAAAUUGGGCGCUUUCUACAAGCAACAAUUCGACACCGAGCCGGAGUUCUAUGUACGCGUUCCAGGACGUGUUAAUAUCAUAGGUGAGCAUGUGGACUACUGCGGUUACUCGGUGCUGCCCAUGGCCGUGGAGCAGAGCAUUAUUUUAGCCGUAGGCACGAAUCGGGAAAACGAAACGCUGCAGCUGCGUCCUCUGGAUGAGGGCAAAUUCCAGAGCUUUGAUAGCGAUCUGAAUGACCUUGACAUCAAGCUGCCCAAGACUGGAGGACCAGCCUGGUAUAACUACUACUUGUGCGGCAUUAAGGGCGUACAGGAGGAGCUGGUCAAGAAGUGGCGUCCCAUUGGCAUGCAGGUUGUCCUUAGUGGCAAUGUGCCCCUCGCCGCAGGUCUCUCCAGCUCCAGUGCGUUGGUCAGUGCCGCCGUGCUUGCUACAGCACAUGUGCAGGGAAUGCAUCUGGAUCGCAAAUUGUUAGCCUCGAUUUCGGCAAGUUGUGAGCAGUACAUUGGAACCCACAGCGGUGGCAUGGAUCAGGCCAUUGCCUAUCUGGCGAAACAAGGCUGUGCACAGCACAUUGAAUUCCAUCCCAAGCUAAAGGGCACACCUGUAACGCUUCCAGCGGGCAGUUGCUUUGUGGUAGCCAACAGUCUGGUGCAGAAGAAGAAGGCUGCCUCAUCGGACUACAAUGAGCGUGUGGUUGAAUGUCGUCUUGCUACACGUUGGCUGGCCAAGUCUCAGAAAUUGACCAAUUGGCAGGAAUUCAUAAGAUUCGUAGACCUCGAGGAGGAGUUGCGUUUGGACAAUGCAGCAUAUGCUCAAUUGAUUGAGAAGCAGUUAACCAAAUUGCUUUACACACGCGAUGAUAUCUGCGAGGCAUUGGGAAUCACAGAGCAGCAGCUGGAAAUGGAUUUCCUUACGCGCAGCACUCAGCACAUGCAGCAGUUCAAGCUACGUCAGCGAGCCUUGCAUGUUAUACAGGAAUCUGGUCGUGUAGUUAAAUUUCGUCAGAUUUGUGAGCAGCUGGAGCGACGUGCCAGCAAACAGGACAUUGAGCAGCUGGGCAAGCUCAUGCAGCAGUCGCAUCAUAGCCUAAGGGAACUCUACGAAUGCUCCCAUCCGGAUCUAGAGCGUCUCAUUGCGCUGUCCGUCAAACAGGGAGUCAGCGCCCGUGUUACGGGAGCCGGCUGGGGCGGCUGUAUUGUGGCCAUGUGCGAUUCCAUAAACGCUGCUGCGGAAUACGUUAAAGUGUUGAAGCGGGAAUACUAUGCUCAAUUGCCAGCGCAUCUCUUGGAACGCUAUCAACCAAAUGAUUUCAAUGAAGUCGUCUUUACAACGUUUCCCAGCAAUGGAGCCGAACUUUUUGUACAAUAAUCAGUUGUAUAAAUUAUCACAUUAAUACGAGUAAUUAAGCAGAAAUCUUUUAAACUGUAUAUAAGCUUAGUAAACCUUUAGUUGUCCUUUGUAGCUAA
This is a messenger RNA of Drosophila innubila, 1713 nucleotides long. It is a transcript of the gene Galk, whose product is annotated as N-acetylgalactosamine kinase. The transcript is spliced from 6 exons. Gene Ontology annotation, cellular component: cytosol; cytoplasm. Gene Ontology annotation, molecular function: galactokinase activity; ATP binding. The coding region runs from base 161 to 1615 and encodes 484 amino acids. The record is from RefSeq and is a predicted model, not a curated record. NCBI's taxonomy places the organism in Eukaryota, Metazoa, Arthropoda, Insecta, Diptera, Drosophilidae. Gene Ontology annotation, biological process: carbohydrate phosphorylation; galactose metabolic process.